Messenger RNA from Centrocercus urophasianus (Greater sage-grouse), 1043 nucleotides. RefSeq names its product transmembrane 4 L6 family member 4-like. Lineage: Eukaryota; Metazoa; Chordata; Aves; Galliformes; Phasianidae. Gene Ontology annotation, cellular component: membrane. The transcript is spliced from 5 exons. The record is from RefSeq and is a predicted model, not a curated record. The coding region runs from base 244 to 849 and encodes 201 amino acids.
AUGGAGGUUCAGAAAAUUGACAUCAUGGCUGUGAGAACAUAUAAAUAAUGCACGCUGUUGUUCAGAUCAGCUGCAGCAACGUCUCUGAAGGGAGUAUUCUACGGGCUGAGUUCCUCUAGAGGCACUGCAGAAACCAGAUUUUGUAAGAUAGAUUGAGAAGCUCCUCUUCAGAAAACACUUCUGAGAACAUCUGAGAGAUUUUUCCUCUGUCUUUCAUUGUGCUUGCAAUUUCUUUUAAAAAACAUGUGCACUGGAAGCUGUGCUAAGUGCCUGGGAAUCACACUUAUCCCUUUGGCUGUGCUGUGCACACUCGCUAACAUUUUACUGUUUUUCCCUGGAGGAAAAGUGGCUGAAAACAAUGACCACAUUACAGACGAGGUUUGGUACUUCGGAGGGAUACUGGGAUCCGGCGUGUUGAUGAUCUUUCCUGCCUUGGUGUUUUUGGGCCUUAAGAACAAUGAUUGCUGUGGAUGCUGUGGUAAUGAGAGCUGUGGAAAGAGGUUUGCGAUGUUUUCCUCUAUAAUAUUUGCUGCUAUUGGAGUUGUGGGAGCUGGAUACUGCUUUAUUGUGUCAGCAGUAGCCAUAAACAAAGGCCCGAAAUGCAACGAUGGAUUACAGUGGCUCUAUCCCUUCAAGGAAGGGAAUUACUUAGGUGACCAAAGCUUGUGGAGCACCUGUGUGUCGCCUGCAGACAUUGUGCCCUGGCACCUGACCCUUUUUGCUUUGCUAUUGGUGAUGAGUGGGAUCCAGGCAGUGCUCUGCGGCAUUCAGGUUGUGAACGGACUCUUUGGAACGAUCUGUGGGGACUGCAGAUGCUGUGGAUGCUGUGGGGGUAACGGGCCUGUCUAAAGAACAUCAGCGGUGCAAAAAAACCCUCCUCACCUCUUGGAACCAUUUGGGAAAGGUUUCAGCAGCACCGCCUCUGCUAGGAAGAUCAGAAUGAAGGGCACUUCCCUACACCAUAGGAGUGAAGCCCUGACUUCUCUCCAGGCACCCAUGUGCUUGAAACCCCUCCUCAUGGAAUAAAAUUAGCAAAAGUCAAA